AGCGCCCAGUGUACCAAGCCUCUGUGACUCUUGAGGGCGGGCGAACCGGGUUGAGGUGGUAGUGUGAGCGGCUGCUGCCAUGUCGCUCUCCGUUCGUUUUCGGACUGCCUUUCCACGCUUGGUGACAAAUAUUCGCUGCCUUCAUACAUCAGCAGAAUGCAGAAGUAGUGAUGGAACUUUGUUUGUGCACAGAGAUACUCCUGAAAACAACCCAAAUACUCCAUUUGAUUUCACUCCUGAAAACUAUAAGAGGAUAGAUGGAAUAGUAAAUAAUUACCCAGAAGGACAUAAAUCUUCAGCAGUAAUCCCAGUCCUGGAUUUAGCUCAAAGGCAACAUGGAUGGUUACCUAUAUCAGCUAUGAAUAAGGUUGCUGAGAUUCUACAAAUGCCUCCUAUGAGAGUUUAUGAAGUAGCAACAUUUUAUACAAUGUUUAAUCGUAAGGCUGUUGGGAAAUAUCAUAUUCAAAUCUGCACUACCACACCUUGCAUGCUUCAAGAUUCAGAUAGUAUAUUAGAAGCCAUUCAGAAGAAGCUUGGUAUAAAAGUUGGGGAAACUACGUCUGAUAAACUUUUCACUGUAUCUGAAGUUGAAUGUCUGGGAGCUUGUGUAAAUGCACCAAUGGUACAAAUAAAUGACAACUAUUAUGAAGAUCUUACAACAAAAGAUAUUGAAAACAUAAUUGAUGAACUGAAAGCUGGAAAUGUUCCAAAACCUGGACCAAGAAGUGGACGUUUCUCUUGUGAACCAUCUGGUGGUCUGACUUCCCUGACACAGCCACCCAAGGGACCUGGUUUUGGAGUUCGGUCAGAUCUUUAAAACUAUUGUUCUAAGUGUAAAAAUCAUUGAAAAAUAAAUUCUAAAAUUUGGAUGAUGGAAAUGCAAGUUUAUAUUGUUAUUUUAAACAGGCUAAACAUGUAUUUUAUUUAUUAAA
Thamnophis elegans (Western terrestrial garter snake) is the source of this 932-nucleotide messenger RNA. It is a transcript of the gene NDUFV2, whose product is annotated as NADH:ubiquinone oxidoreductase core subunit V2. Bases 80 to 817 code for a protein of 245 amino acids. Gene Ontology annotation, biological process: mitochondrial electron transport, NADH to ubiquinone. The record is from RefSeq and is a predicted model, not a curated record. The transcript has 8 exons. NCBI's taxonomy places the organism in Eukaryota, Metazoa, Chordata, Lepidosauria, Squamata, Natricidae. Gene Ontology annotation, molecular function: NADH dehydrogenase activity.